AUGGAUUACAAAUUGUCACGGAUCCCCUUUCUCGAGAAAUCCGGUUGGCUAACAAACCUGUUUCAUGGAGGCAAUGAAUCGGGUGAAAACUUCCGUCGGGUCGUCGGCCAAUUUAUCCACGGGGAUCACGGCAACGCAAGCCAAAUUUUCCAACCGUCCGUUGACCGGUCCCUGCUUGACUCUGUAGCUACCUCUGUUGCUACCACUAUUGCUAGCCCAAGAGAGUCUACAUCGCCUCGAACCGACAGGAAGGCUGAAACUCAAGACCUAUCCCCACUGGAAGGGAAAAAGAGAGCAGCCGAAUCCUCAACCCUCUCACGAAAACUGGCAACGCAAGAGAUGCAACGAAAGAGACAUCUAAGCACUACAGAAAUCAGUACGAAGAUGAUAAACGAUACUAUCCAAUACCUACAAACGGCAUCUGAUCACAUCUCAGCUUCCGACACCAUUUCAUCCAGGGAGUGGGCCACGAUGCACCUCGCCACACAAUUGCUACUGAGCAGACACAGCCAGAAGCCAAGUGCCGGAGGUGUGCUGCUGCGGAUGAUGAACGGCUAUAUGAUUGAGAAGCUCCUCCUUCUUCUUAGCUAUCCUUGGUAG
Molecule: messenger RNA, 600 nt
Organism: Penicillium arizonense
Lineage: Eukaryota; Fungi; Ascomycota; Eurotiomycetes; Eurotiales; Aspergillaceae
Exons: 3
Coding region: 1-600 (199 amino acids)
Source: RefSeq, a predicted model, not a curated record